UUUGAACAAAGGCUCCAUGUAAAGGAUAUAAACGAUCCACACCACCAUCACGUCCAGGGGCGCCUGAUGCUCUACACUUUGGUCUGUCUUGACUAUCAUGUAGCAGUCAGGCUUCCCCUUCUCUCGAAGCGAAAAUGGUGUCGUUCUCCGUUCCUAGCUUUCGAUCCACUACCACUUCCCCGCCGCUCCGUCAGAGCGACAGCAACACCAACAAUGGUUCCUCCUCCACCCCUAUAAGCGAACGAGCUCUGCGCAAUAACCCCUUCGGAAUCACCUCUCGGACCCGCACGAGUGCCGCCUUGAAGCCGGCAUCAGAUGAUUGGAAGCGCGAACAAGACGAGCUCAACCAUGCCCUGCAAACACUGGCCCGCAUCUUCCCGGACGUCCGCGUCGAAGUCUUCCGUGAGCUCCUCGUCCGUUUCGAUGGAACCAGCCGCCUGCACGUCUGUGUCGAGCAGCUUCUCCGACAUAAAGAUAAAUGGGUAGCGGGCAGAUGGAACGUACCCGGUGGGACGGGCAACAACACCGACGAGGGCGCUCCUGCGCCUGCGCCUGCGACCGCGACUGCGACUGCGACUGCGACUGGGCCUGGAAACGAUGAUCUUCUCCUCAUCCCUCCUCACGAACUCUUCCGAUCCCAACGCUACAAAACCGCCGUGAAGACUGUCCUGACAAAAGAGUUCAGCGCACUGAGCAAGAGCACGGUGGAGGCGGUGCUGGCGGAAGUGAACUUCUGCUACAUCCGAGCGCGUCCUACCCUCCAGGAGCUCGCGCGGAAGACCUGGCGGGCGACGUUCAACAGCUUUCUGCCGUCGUUCAAGCGCAACAAAGAUAAAAACGAGCACCCGCUGAUUGUCUGGCAACGGGACGCAGCGGCAGACGGCGGCGAGGCGGUGCCGCGGCUGAAGGAGACGGGGUGUGAGGAGUUGGACCGCGAAUUAUACGAGGCGCUGCUAGCCCCCCUGCUCCGGGCGCGACAGGAGGAGCAGGAACGCAAGGACCUGGCGCUGGCGGAGACGCUGAACGAGGACGAAGCCCAGGCGGCGGCGGCGCUCUACGAAUGCGAAUGUUGCUUCGCGGACGUGACCUUCGAGCAGAUCGCAACCUGCUCCGACAACAUGCACGUCAUCUGCUACGGCUGCAUCCGGCGGACGAUCCACGAGGCGCUGUUCGGACAAGGCUGGAACAAGUCCGUCGACGUGGGGCGGACCACGCUGCGAUGCAUCGCGCCCUUCGAUCACGACGGCUGUCGAGGGUCGCUGAGCGCGGCCGUCGUCAAGCAGGCGAUCCAGCUCGACAGGUCCGGGCCGGAGACGUACGCGCAAUUCGAGGCGCGCGUCGCGGCGGACGCCCUGCUCAAGUCGCAGCUAAAGCUCAUCCGCUGCCCGUUCUGCGCCUACGCCGAGGUCGACCCGAUCCACCACCCCUCGGCCACGAUGGUGUGGCGCUUCCGCGGCGAGGGCCUCAUCUCGAGUCUGAUCGUCACCGUCUUCAUCCUCGACCUCAUCCCGCUUCUGCUGAUCCCGCUCAUGCUCCUCUACCUGCUCAAGCCGAACGCCGUGCGCACCUCCUUCCGCACCGCUCUGCUCAACACCACCCUCCGCGCCCGCCCCAAGCGCUUCGUCUGCGCCCACCCAUCCUGCCGCCGCGUCAGCUGCAUUAGCUGCCAGAAGCCCUGGCGCGACCCGCACGUCUGCCACGAGCCACUCCUCCUCGACCUCCGCGCCACCGUCGAAGCCGCCCGCACCGCAGCCGUCAAACGCACCUGCCCGCGCUGCGGCCUCUCCUUCGUCAAAUCCACCGGCUGCAACAAACUCACCUGUGUCUGCGGCUACUCGAUGUGUUACCUCUGUCGCAAAGCGCUAGCCUCAACAUGGACCCAGCACGCGAAUGCUAAUGCCAAUGCCCAACGCCGUGGUGGUGGUCGUCGACGAAGACAACAACAACGACGACCCGCCCCGCGUCGCCGUCCUCCUCAACAUAAUAACGAAAACAUCCCCCCCUUCCAGCACCAGCAGCAUAACCGCAACCUAGAAGCCAACACCUCCGACUCCGACUCUGACAACAACCCUCAAGACGAAGAAGAAGAAGAGGAGGAGGAGGAGGAAUUAGAAGGCUACAAACACUUCUGCCAGCACUUCCGCAUCAACCCGGGCGCCCAAUGCACGGAAUGCACCAAGUGUGAGCUCUACCAGGACGAAGACGAGGAGGCCGUUGCCCGCCGCGCUGGUGAAAAAGCCGAGCGCGAAUGGCACGCCAGACACCGCGGGACCGCGACCGGCGCCGCUGUCGGCGGAAUGCGCGUUAAUCGGGAUUUCUCGGCCGCGCGCAGCUCGAAGGAAGGUGGUGGUCGUGGUGGUGGUCGUGGUCGUGGUGACGGAGGAGGAGGAGCACAUGCGUACGGGCCGGAAUGGGGGUGGAGUUACUUGGUGGAUGAGGUUUGGAGGGAUGGGAGGUGGAAAGUUGAGGCUCAGGCUUUUGUGGAUUGGGUGGUUGAUAGAGUGGUGGUUGUUGAGGAGUGUUAAAUUGGUGGUGGUGGUGGUGGUUGUGGUUGUGUGUAUGGUGAGGUUGUACUGGGCUGGGCUGGGCUGGGCUCGGGUUCAUGAUGUGAUGAUUGUUAUGACUCUUUUCAUUUUCUUUGCGUGUUCGAUUCUUUCAGGAUGGGUUUGCUGAUGAAGUUAGAAUUUGGAUAGUUUUGUCUUGAAGCGGUGGGGUUGGUUGAUAACGAGCUGGUUGAGCCUAUCGAGCAGGUCGUGACUAUGCAGCUUCUACUCUGAGUCCGUCGUACUAGUCC
Molecule: messenger RNA, 2794 nt
Organism: Aspergillus homomorphus CBS 101889
Lineage: Eukaryota; Fungi; Ascomycota; Eurotiomycetes; Eurotiales; Aspergillaceae
Product: E3 ubiquitin-protein ligase
Exons: 1
Coding region: 135-2525 (796 amino acids)
Source: RefSeq, a predicted model, not a curated record